Messenger RNA from Closterium sp. Naga37s-1, 3750 nucleotides. Lineage: Eukaryota; Viridiplantae; Streptophyta; Zygnematophyceae; Desmidiales; Closteriaceae. The record is from the annotation of a GenBank genome assembly.
AUGGGAGCGGUCGAGUCCAUUCUAGUCGUCUCGGAUUCCGACGAGGAGGGAGACGAGGGACAACAGGGUAACCAGCAACGGCGACGAGAGCGACAGCGUCGCAAGGCGCUGGGGGGGGAUGCAGGCUCCGCGGAAAUAACGAGUCUAGAGCGUCAGGCGGAGCAGCAACGGCGGAAGAACCACGCGGAACGAGCGGGUGACGGCAAGCGGGGCGGUCCUCCAGGGGGGAGCAACCUUGCGAGAAGUUAUAGCGUUGACUCCGUUGACUCCGUUGACUCGCUUGACCGCGACGAAUCUAUCUGCUCGCCCCGUUCCGUUGACUCGCUUGACCUUGCCUCCCCUCGUUCCGUUGAGUCGGCGGAACCGUACGAUUCUGCUACUCUCCCCGUGUCCGCGCAUCCCGAUGCGCGCAAGUCCAAGGCGCACCACAGGCGGAGGGGUUCGCGCGGAUCGCCGCGCCUCAGCAAAUCCGAUUCCGCCACUUACGCCGACGGGCGCGUCGCUCCCGACGCUGAUGUGGCAGCCGCGACGAGCGGGAAUGGACACGUCACCGCUGCAGCGCUGGCAGCCGCGCACGCCAAGUCAGCUGGAGAAUUAUCAUUGGGAGAAGACGGAGCGCUGCGAGAACGAAGGAGCAUGGGGGCGGGAGUGGGCAUUGGGGGGCUUGGGGAACCAGGCGGAGGGAUGGGGAGGGAGAGGGGAAUGUUAGCGGGAGGGGGAGCAGCAGUACCUCCUGCGAAACUGCCUGGGCCAGGUGGGGGACGUGUGGGUAUAGGGGGGAAAAGUGCGGGGGCUGGGGGGAACGAGGUCGGGGGAGGCAUUGGCGCAGGCAUGGGCGCGCAAUGGGUCGUCCUGGGCAGCAGAGAAAUCACCGAAGCUGCUUCCAUGGCUCCAUUCCAAACCUCCGCCGCUGCUAUGGCGGCUGCCGAGGCGUCUGCCGAGGCUGCUGUCGAAGCUGCAGCCUCGUUGCAGCCAGGGUCCCCUGUGAGGCUGCAGCGUGUGUUGGCUGCUGUGUCACGCGCACUAGAUAGAGCCAGUGAGGAGGCAGCAGCAGGGAGGGAAGGUGGUGCGGAGGGAGGGGUGAGUGUUGAAGCUACCAAGAAAGAGGGAGAGGUGAGUGUUGAGGCGACUCAAAAGUCAACUCGGGUGCUGGGUGCUGUAUCACGCACACUAGGCAGGGCCAGUGAGGAGGCGGCAGCAGAGAGGGAGGGUGGUGCAGAGGGAUGGGUGAGUGUUGAAACGACUCGGAAAGAGGGAGAGGUGAGUGUUGAGGCGACUGCCGAAAAGGAAGGGGCGAGUGUUGGGACGACUGAUAAGUCGCCUCGAGUACUGGUUGCCGCGUCAGGUGCGCUAGACAGUGACAGUGAGGCGGCAGCAGAGAAGGGGAGCUUUGCGGAGGGAGAAGCAGCAGCAGGGAAAAAGGCCACUGCGGAGGUAGCAACAGCAGGCCGGAUGGAGGGCUCUGAGGGGAUAGAAGAAACAGCAGGGAUAGAUGAAGGUGCGACGAAAGAAGCAGGUGCGACGGAAGAAGCAGGUGCGACGAAAGAAGCAGGUGCGACGGAAGAAGCAGGUGCGACGAAAGAAGCAGGUGCGACGAAAGAAGCAGGUGCGAAGGAAGAAGCAGGUGCGACGAAAGAAGCAGGUGCGACAGAAGAAGCAGGUGCGACGAAAGAAGCAGGUGCGACGAAAGAAGCAGGUGCGACGAAAGAAGCAGGUGCGACGGAAGAAGCAGGUGCGACGAAAGAAGCAGGUGCGACGGAAGAAGCAGGUGCGACGAAAGAAGCAGGUGCGACGAAAGAAGCAGGUGCGACGAAAGAAGCAGGUGCGACGAAAGAAGCAGGUGCGACGAAAGAAGCAGGUGCGACGAAAGAAGCAGGUGCGACGAAAGAAGCAGGUGCGACGAAAGAAGCAGGUGCGACGAAAGAAGCAGGUGCGACGAAAGAAGCAGGUGCGACGAAAGAAGCAGGUGCGACGAAAGAAGCAGGUGCGACGAAAGAAGCAGGUGCGACAAAAGAAGCAGGUGCGACGAAAGAAGCAGGUGCGACGAAAGAAGCAGGUGCGACGAAAGAAGCAGGUGCGACGAAAGAAGCAGGUGCGACGAAAGAAGCAGGUGCAGGGAAGGAGGUUGCUACAGAGGGUGCAACGCAUGCAGGAGUGAUCGCAGCACGGGUGGUGGCAACUGGGGCAGCAGCACAGGUGGCAACUGGGGUAGCAGCACAGGUGGCAACUGGGGCAGCAGCAGGGGUGGCAACUGGGGUAGCAGCACAGGUGGCAACUGGGGUAGCAGCACAGGUGGCAACUGGGGUAGCAGCACAGGUGGCAACAGCAGUGAUCGCAGAGGGGCCAGAAGGCACUCUGGGAUUGGAUGAAGGAGGUGCGGGGGAGGAUGAGGGUGAGGGUGAGGGUGAGGGUGAGGGUGAGGGUGAGGGUACUGCUGUGGGUAGGCAAGAAGCACGCGCAGAGACGGCUUUUGAGAGGCCUCAAACGGACGAUGGUACCCAUGCGGAGGCGGGUGUGAGGGAGGAGGUGGCUCUGGGAGUGCAGGGCGGCGGGCUUCCAGGGAACGUGGGUCAGGUGGGAGAGUGGGGUGAGGGAGAGUGGGGUGAGGGGGAUGCGGUUGAGGGGGCUGCAACAAAUGAGGGGGGUGCAGGUGAGAGGGGUGAGGGGGGUGAGUUGGUUGGGGAUGGCAGAUCUGCUGAUGCUGCUGACGAGGGAAGUGAGGGGCGUGGUGCGGCUAUAGGUGGUGCUGUUGGUGUGGAGGAGAGCGGGUGGGAGUCUGACAGUGAGUUCGGCACUCCGGAGCUGCUCUCCCCUACUGGCAGCGUGAGCAGGGGCAGUGCUGACAGGGACAGCGUGGGCAGUGGCAGCAUGGGUAGUGGAGCUUUGAAUCGCGAAGAUGUUGAAAGUGGCAGCAGUGGCAGUGGCAGUGGCAGAGGCGGCAUGUAUGCGUGUCCACCUGCUGCCACAUCUCUUAGUAGCGCCGUGACAAAGGCAGAGAGAGCAGCAUCCGGGCAGACUCUAUCAGCACAAGUGGCACCGCUGGUAGCACACGAGGCAGCAGGCGGAGAAACGGAGGAACAAGGAGCAGCAGCACCAAAAGACGCAGCAGCAGCAGCAGCAGCAGCAGCAGCAGCAGCAGCAGCAGCAGCAGCGAGGACAGCAGCAGCAGCAGCAGCAGCAGCAGCAGCAGCAGCAGCAGCAGCAGCAGCAGCAGCAGCAGCGAGGACAGCAGCAGAGGCAGCAGCAGAGGCAAACGCAGACUUAGCAGCAGAAGCAGAUGAAGCAAGAGCAGCAAACACAGAGCAGUCCUCUCCCAUUGCAGCCUCCCUGCAUCCACUCUCCCCACCAACGUGCGCCUGGCUCUCCCCCAUGCUGGCUGCCGGCAGCAGUGGCAUCAGCAUCGAUUUCCACAUCAUCAGGCACGGGGAGUCAACCCAGUCACCGGCCCUCAUAGCUGGCCGUUCCCCAGCAGCCCGUCUUACCCCCACGGGGUGUCAGCAAGCCGUGGCGCUGGGGACCUUUCUGCGGCGCUACCUCAGGCUUCAGUGGGACGAGGUGCACUGCUCGCCCAUCCCCCGUGCCACACACACUGCUCACCUCGUCUGCCAGGAGCUGGAUUUCCCACCCGCACCCAUUCAAAAAGCUGUUGAAGGUGUUUUGCUAAUAUCCCCCUUCGCAUCUCCCCAUUCACCCUCUCUCGUCACCACAGGAGCUGGGAUUCCCAACCAGCCGCAUACAGGAAGCGUCUGA